AAGGAAAAAGGCGAAACGUUUUCCGAACCAAUAAGCGUGCACAAGGAGGCCAAAAACUUCUACUUCCCCUUCCCUUAGAAACAACGAAAAUGGCGGAUGAAGGAUCCAGACCAGUGUCUACCACAGAGUUAGGGACAAAUGAAGUCCCUGACACUCAAGACAUCCCAGACAAUAUUCAAAAAAUCAUCAUGAGUGAGAAAGAGGCUGCUGAAGUGCCUAACAAACGGGCCAAGGUUGACCUUCAGUCCCUACCGACCAGAGCAUAUCUUGAUCAAACUGUGGUACCUAUUCUUCUGUCUGGAAUGUCAGUUCUAGCACGGGAAAGGCCUCCAAAUCCAGUGGAGUUUCUGGCAGCUUAUUUAUUGAAGAAUAAAGACCAGUUUGACCAGUGAUAGCUGUCAGUCAUGACUGAUUGAUCCUGAUGUUGCUGUCGAUGUGCAUGUCUAUGGACAUGGAGAGCUCCACCCAAGACCUGCACCUUCCCAUGCAUCAUUUUUUUUAUUCUGUCGUUUAUAAAACUUCACUAUGUUUCCAUCUAUUUCAUAUGUAAUAAAGUCCAUCAGUCAUUGCAACAAC
This is a messenger RNA of Aplysia californica (California sea hare), 576 nucleotides long. Its product is annotated as protein dpy-30 homolog. Gene Ontology annotation, cellular component: Set1C/COMPASS complex. The coding region runs from base 90 to 392 and encodes 100 amino acids. Lineage: Eukaryota; Metazoa; Mollusca; Gastropoda; Aplysiida; Aplysiidae. The record is from RefSeq and is a predicted model, not a curated record. The transcript has 4 exons.